This is a messenger RNA of Acipenser ruthenus (sterlet), 1035 nucleotides long. RefSeq names its product borealin-2-like. Bases 78 to 896 code for a protein of 272 amino acids. The transcript is spliced from 10 exons. The record is from RefSeq and is a predicted model, not a curated record. Lineage: Eukaryota; Metazoa; Chordata; Actinopteri; Acipenseriformes; Acipenseridae. Gene Ontology annotation, cellular component: chromosome passenger complex; spindle midzone; chromosome, centromeric region. Gene Ontology annotation, biological process: mitotic sister chromatid segregation.
CCCACACCACCAGGUGAAAGAGAGGAAUAAAAAUGCGCAAGUCGUGAGUUUCAUUUGCGAAAAACACCUAUACAGACAUGGCCGCCAAGAAAUAUCGAAAAGCUGAAGAUAAUAUAGAAAAACAAACGAGCGAAGAACGAAGAGACCAGAAAAUCAAACUGUUCAUGCAGCAUUUUGAGAAUGAAGUAGCAACGAAAAGAAGAAAUGAUUUGGAAACAAAGUUGGAAAAAAUCGUAUCCACCGUGGGAAAAGCUUUUAAAGUGGAGCUCCUGAAGAUGCCGUUCGACCUGCAACGCACCAAGCUGAAAAACAUGAAGAUAGAGCAAAUCUGGCAAGCUGAGGGCGUGGCUGCUGUAACUAAUGUGGAAAUGUUCCCAGAAAUUAAAACGAGGAAGCAGAAGAACAGUAAAAAGGUCUUUAUCCUGGAAGAAUCUGAUCCCAAGAUGUCUGUAAGAAUUACAAGAACUCUGUCAGUUCAAAGCAAGGGGACUGCCCAAAAGCCACCAGCAAAAUCCAGGUCUCUUGCAUCCCUAUCGUCUGCUACAAAACAAAGUCCUACGUUACCAAGGAUGACACCAGCUACUCCAGCAACAACGAGAACUGCAAGAAAAGCUGUGAGCCGUGUUGCUAAAACCCAGAAAGUAGCACAAGAAUCCAAUCAAAAAACUGGACACAAGGCCUGCAGCUUCUCGAAUAACCCCAGCGGUUUAGACCACUCGCUUGCAUUUGCAAAUAUACCUACUUCUCACGGACAGGCUCUGUACUUAUUUGGUGAUGUUAAAAACAAGAUAGAUCUGGACCUGCUUGAUGAGAAGGCAUUACAACAUAUGCAGGCAUUAAUGAGCACACUAGAUUUCAUUUGCAAGGCUAAAGUUGGCCAUGGAAACGGUAUCUGAGAACUGUAUUUCUUUUGAAGUAACUGUCUGUAAUGUUGAUUUUUAUACUUUUAAAUGUUUUAACAGUAAAAUUAAGCUUAUUUGUGUGUGAUUUCUGGAUAUUAACCUUAAUAAAAUAGAUCCCACAUGAUCAAAUAAA